AUGUUUUUCGCUAAAAAAUUAGAAAAAUAAAAGAUAUUAGCUUUUCUCAUUAUUUUGUUCUUAAAUUUACGAUGCUUUUUAGGCUAGUUGAGUGUUAAUAUAGCUAAUGAAUUAUAAUAUACGAUUUGUUCAUAGUCACUUAGUACAAACAUAAACUCGAUUUACUGGGUUGCUAAUAAUAAAAAUACUAAUACUGUAUAGACAAUUAACAAUUGUAUUUAAAGUUGUCCAUCACAAAAUUUUUAAAUAUUGGGUCUUUUUGACAAUACAAUCACCUUGUAAAGAAUCUUAGGCACUCCUGAACCUCAUUAUUCUAUCCAAUUAGAGAUAUCACUUGUUAAUUGUUAAGGAUGGUAAUUGAAUAAUUACUUUAGUGUUUAUGUUGAUAAUUAAAUGGUACUAUAAUGGAAUGUUGAUUUAUUAUAAGCGACAUUUAUAUUGAAUGUUCCUCAUAGCUCAAAUUCUGUCAAUAUCAUGAUUUCUCAGAACUUCUAAAACGGAGCUCUAUGGGGAAUUAAAUCUUUUGUGGCUAUUAUGCAAACAUGCAUUUAUGAUUUGUAAACUAAGUAGUGUUUAUGUCCGUAAAAUUAUAUAUCUUUGAAUGGAGAAUGUGUGAGCUGUUCUACUUAUCCAGGUUUGUCGAUUAAUCCAUCUACUUCGCUUUGUUAGGAGUAGUGUGGAGAUGGUAAAAGAAUUACUAAUUAAAAGGAAUGUGAUGAUGGUAAUACAAUAAGUGGUGAUGGAUGCAGCUCUAGUUGCAAAAUAGAAGAUGGAUGGAAAUGCAGUGGUGGUUCAGCUACAUCUCCUGAUAUCUGCUAGAACAUUGCACCAAUUAUUAUGACUUUGUCUUCUUAAAAUGUUGAUAACGGACCUAUAAUUACCAUAACAUUCAACAAAAAUAUUAGGAUAGCCACAAGCUGGGAAGAUUCAACUCAAAUGUAAAUUAAUGGUGCUUCAGAUUAUAAAUUAAACUAUCCUACUGAUUUGCAAGGAACUUCUUUCAAUGUAACAAUUACUUCGGAAACAAAUAUACUCAAUGCGCAAUUUCAGAUUACAAUACUUAAAUCAUAAAAUAUUGUUGAUGAUAUAUCACAAACAAAAAUUUACACUAAGGUUUAAACCUUGAAACUGCAAGAUUUUAGUUAUAUUCCUUUUGAACAGCGUAAGUUUGCUGAAAAUAUAUCGGAAGCUGCACAUGGAGUAUCAUUAACAGUUAUUGCCUCUUUUAUUCCACUUUUGUUGAGUGGCAAUUUCUUUCUACUAGUGAAUACUAUAGAAAUAACUGAAAUGAUAUUUCAUUACUAAUUUAUAGAUGUGCGUUAUCCAUUCAAUGUUAAUAAGUUUUUUGCUGUUUUUAACAAUUUUGAAUUGCCUAUGAUUCCGAAUAUAUUUGAAUUUUUCUAUGAUGAAUCAAUUAAUAUGCACGCACCAGAACGUUUAAAAGAAGUUAAAUUAGAUAGUUUCUUCAUGAGAAACUCUGGAUAAGCAUUUACAUUAUUUUUGCUUCUUGUAAUAGUUCAUACACUUUUAAAAAUGUUAAGCUCUAAAUACAAUAAAAUAAACUGUUUAAAGAAACUCUGCCACGAGCUAAAAGAAAAUAAAUUUAAUUACUCAUUUUACUUUGAUGUAAUGACAGUAACAUAUCUUAACUUGGCAGUGAGUUCAUUUAUGCAGUUUUAUGAUACUAAUGCUGAAACAACAAUUCUUCUCAUAAAUUAAAUAUUAUCUUAUCUUACAUUCGUAAUUGUUUUAUUUUGGCCAUUUUUCAUGGCAUACUACAUUUACGUUAGAAGAGACAUAAUUGGAGAUGAAGAAGUAUAAGAAAGAAUGAGUUCUCUUUUAGAAGGACUUAAAACAGAUACUCUAUUUAAGGCUAUGUUUUAAAUCUUAGUGUUUUGCAGAAAGAUCUACUUAGCAUUUAUUGUUAAUUUUAUGAUUGCUGCUCCUCAUAUGCAAAUGAAUUUCUUGGGAAUUUAUAACAUAUUUUUAAUUUUACUAAGACUAAAGUAUAGGCCUUAAAAAUUGGUUUUUUAGGAAUUGGUUAACAUAAUAACAGAAGUACUCUUGUUUGUUAUGUAAGUUUGCAUUUAAUAACUCAGAGAUGAUGUAAAUUAAACAGAAUAUUAGAGAGUACAAUUUGGGUGGGUAAUUAUAGGCUGUUCUUCAGUAAUUAUAGCUUUUCAUGCUAUCUUUCUAACAUAUGAAGUUUUGCACACAAUAAAAAAGUAUGUCAAAAAAUGUAAGGAAAAAAGAGCUAAAAAAAAAGUUGCCCCAGUUAAAGAAAGUCAUUCUACAACUUCUAAAUAAAAGCUAAAACAAAAUAAUAACUUAAUAAGUAUAGAAAAUCUAAAUGAUGAAAUUAAACCUUCAAUCGAAACAAAAGAAAACUUAGAUAAUCCUCCAAAAAAUAAAGAUAUUCAAAUGAAUUUACUUUUAUAAUCUGUGGAUGAUUUUAAUUUAUUUGGUAAAGCUAGCCUCAAUACUAACAGAUAAACUAAUGAUCUUGCUUCAAAUACUAAUCGUAAUUUAAUAAGUAAAAACACAAGCAAUCUAGAUUAUGAACUUUAAUCACAAAACAUAACCCAGAUUAACCUAGGUUCGAUGACAAAUAGAAAUAGAACUAGAGUAGGAUCUACUGUUGCUUUUUCAAAGACUGGUUCUUAAUAAGUUAUCCCACUAAACGAUGAAUAUAUUGACUCCACGUUUAAUUGUCAAAUUCAAACUAAUGUUAAUAUCAAUUAUGGUAAAUGGACAAUAUCUACAAAAUCAGGAUUUACUGACACUUUUAAUUUGAAUAAAUGCACUUAAAUGUGUUAAAUAUAAACAAAUUAUCAACUUGUGCUUGGCCCUAUAUCUAAUUCAUUUAUAUUUGAGAGAAUAUUUUCUAUUCCAGAGCCUCAUUACUAAAUAAAAAUAAUUGGUUAGAUAGAUAAAUGUGAUGGUGGUCUGAAUACAAUAGAUUAUACUGGCGAUUAAAUUAUGUUAGUAGUUGAUGGUGUUACUGUCAUAACUCUAUCAUCAAAUUAAAAAAUAGAAAGCUUUGGAUUCGUAAUUCCUCACUCAAAAAACUAAAUGCAUUUAUAAAUAAUUCCUAACAUUAAAAGCAAUCAAGGGUUUAAGUUAAUAGGUUUAUAAAAUAUAUAAAUUACUGUAUUUAGCAAUGCAUUUAUUUUGGCUAGUAGUAAAUGUAUAUGUCCACCAUAUUAUCUGCCAAUAAGCAAUGAAUGCAUUUUAUGUAAUUAAAUAACAGGUAUGAAUUAUAACUCCUAAACAUAGUAGUGUAGUGAGAAAUGUGGAAUAGGAUAGAUAAUCAGUAGUUCAAAAUAAUGUGAUGAUGGGAAUUAAGUAGAUGGUGAUGGCUGUAGCUCUUACUGCGCUAUAGAAUAGAAUUAUAUUUGUAAAAAGCUAAAUAAUUAGUAAUAUGAUACAUGCUAUUUGAGUACUCCUAUUACUUUUAAUAUUCAAGAAGGAGAAGAUUUUGAUUCAGCAAACCCUAAAUAUUUAAUAGUAUUUAAUAGAGCUAUAUAAGAUAUAACAAGCCAAUUAAAUGUGAUAUUUUAGGUUUAAGUGUAAGAUAUUUAAUCUAACUAAUACAGCUACUCAUGGGCAAAAGUAUCUCCAAAUAUUUAUUCUCUAACUCUGAAGUGGUAAACAUCAAUUGUAAACAAGGUUUUAUAAGUUUCCAUAGAAUAACCUAGUUUGAUAAAAGAUUCUAACUCAAUUUCUAUCCUUGAUACAAUGCAUACAAUAGGCAUUUAAAAUUUUUAUUUUGUUUCUUCUAAUGAUAUGGACUUAGCUUAGAUACUAUAGAUAUUAAGUAGGGUUAUUUAAGUUUUAUAAAUUUCUACUAUACCUAUAUUUUUAAUAACUAAUAAAUACCAUGCUGUUAUGAAUGCUGUAGAUAUGAAUUAAAUAGUAACAUAUCUUCCUUUAAUCAAUAUAAGAUAUCCUGGAAAUGUCAAAAUUUUUUUCAAUGCCUUCUAAGAUUUUGAUUUUAACUUCUUCCCUAAUCUUUUUUAUUAUUUGAUUCCAUCAGACUUAUCAAGUUAUAGUUUUUCAUAUGAACAAUUCAUUGAAAAUGAUAUCCCUACAGCUUAUUUUCUCAAAAAUGCUGGAUCAAACUUAAGCAUCUGGAUUAUUUUUUUGAUAAUUUAUUGCAUAUUUAAAAUUGGUACAUUGCCAAUAAUGACUCAUAAAAAAAUUAGAUUAUUUUGCAUAAAUAUUGUUGAAAAAAGAUUUUAGUGGCUUUGGUUCAUAGAUAUGAUGUGGUUGCUGGGAAUGAAUAUAAUGAUAAGUUGCUUUCUUUAAUUUUCUUCAAUAACUGUUUCUAAUGCUCUGGAAGUCAUCAACAUAAUCAUAACCUUUGCUUGCUUUAUAUCUUUUUUUUUAGCUUUUCCUCUGAGGUGCUAUCAGAUUCUUAUAAGAAAUUCUUACUUGUAAGACUAAGUGUAAUACAUACAUCUGUGGAGUGGUCUCAAGCAAAAUGAAUAUAAAAGCUGCUUUUUUCAUUUAGUUUAUUACAUCAGAAAAAUGGUUUUUGCUUGCACUAUUAUUACCCUUUAUAACUAAACCCAAGUCUAAAUAAAUAUGCUCAACUUCUUUUCAAUAUUUACUCUUUUAUUUUUAUUGAUUAAAAAUCCUUUUAAAAAAUAUAAGCAUAAUAUAAAAGUAUUCUUAUCAGAAUUAUUACUUUUCAUAGCCUAGAUAGAAAUGAUAGAACUUAAAAAUAAUAUUGAUAGUCCUGAAUCAUCUAGAAUAAAAACAGGUUGGGUGAUAGUGUUUGCAUUCUUAGGAGUUUUAAUACUUUAAGCGAUGUUCACUAUUUAUUAAGCUUAUAUAGCAAUUAGAAAAUGGUGGAGAAAGCUUAAAGAGAAAGACAAUCUAGAUAAAAAUAAGCCUCUAGAAAAAGUGAAAAGCCCAAGAAUAACAAAAGAAAUAGAAAUAUAAACUUCAAAUGAUAAAGCUAAUAUAUAAAAUGACAAAAAUAAUGAAGACGAUAUAAAUUACUUUGAAUAUGGAAAUGUUUCAAGAAAAUCUAAAUUUAAUUAUAAUAAUAAUAAUAACAAAUUUAACUUUAACUUUAAAGAGUAAGAUAAUGUUGAAGAAGAUAGCAACUCAAGUAUAUCUCUCCCUGAAUUCGAAAGGAAUAUAAGAAAAUCAAGUCGCCAAAUUCCUCCACCUUUCUCUAGUAGGAGAACAAUAUUUAUUUAUAAAAAUUAAGAAAACAUAGAUGAAAAUACAAUCAAUGUUUGA
This is a messenger RNA of Tetrahymena thermophila SB210, 5253 nucleotides long. Its product is annotated as myxococcus cysteine-rich repeat protein. The transcript is spliced from 17 exons. The record is from RefSeq and is a predicted model, not a curated record. NCBI's taxonomy places the organism in Eukaryota, Ciliophora, Oligohymenophorea, Hymenostomatida, Tetrahymenidae.